GCGAGGGGCGGGGCCGCCGCCUCUGCUGCGGCCCGGAGCGAGAUGGCUGCCACUGAGGGGGCAGGGGAGGGUUCGCAGGGCGGCGAGGCCGGGCAGGCCGAACCGCCGCCACCCCAGCCGCACCCCCCGCCGCCCCCGCAGCAGCAGCCGGGAGAAGCGAUGGCGGCCGAGGCCGGGGAAGCGGUGGGGUCGCCUAUGGACGACGGGUUCCUUAGCCUGGACUCUCCCACCUAUGUCCCGUACAGGGACAGAGCAGAAUGGGCUGAUAUAGAUCCAGUGCCGCAGAAUGACGGCCCCAAUCCAGUGGUCCAGAUCAUUUACAGUGAUAAAUUUAGAGAUGUUUAUGAUUAUUUCCGGGCUGUUCUGCAACGUGAUGAAAGAAGUGAACGAGCUUUUAAACUAACCAGAGAUGCUAUUGAGUUAAAUGCAGCCAAUUAUACAGUGUGGCAUUUCCGGAGAGUUCUCUUAAAGUCACUCCAGAAGGAUCUGCAUGAGGAAAUGAGCUACAUCACUGCAAUCAUUGAGGAGCAGCCCAAAAACUAUCAAGUUUGGCAUCAUAGGCGAGUAUUAGUGGAAUGGCUAAAAGAUCCAUCUCAGGAGCUUGAGUUUAUUGCUGAUAUUCUUAACCAGGAUGCAAAGAAUUACCAUGCCUGGCAACAUCGACAGUGGGUUAUUCAGGAAUUUAAACUUUGGGAUAAUGAGUUGCAGUAUGUAGACCAACUCCUUAAUGAGGAUGUGAGAAAUAACUCCGUCUGGAACCAAAGAUACUUUGUCAUCUCUAACACCACUGGCUACAAUGAUCGUGCUGUGUUGGAGAGAGAAGUCCAGUACACUCUGGAAAUGAUUAAACUAGUACCACAUAAUGAAAGUGCAUGGAACUAUUUGAAAGGGAUUUUGCAGGAUCGCGGUCUUUCCAAAUAUCCCAAUCUGUUAAAUCAAUUACUUGAUUUACAACCAAGUCACAGUUCCCCCUACCUAAUUGCCUUCCUUGUGGAUAUCUAUGAAGACAUGCUAGAGAACCAGUGUGAUAACCAGGAGGACAUUCUUAAUAAAGCAUUAGAGCUGUGUGAGAUCCUAGCUAAAGAGAAGGACACUGUAAGAAAGGAAUACUGGACAUACGUUGGAAGAUCCCUUCAGAGCAAGCACAGCCCAGAGAGUGACCUGCCAGCAGGUGUGCAGCACUGACACCUCCUGGGAGGGCGCGGCGGAGGCUUUUACUGUUGUGAGACCCUGAUGCAGGCUUUGGACACGAGCGGCCGUCCCUUUCCCAGCGGCGUAGAACGUGCACUAUCCAGUUACGCUUUUUAACAGGAACUAGGUGAGAUGCUCCUGGGAGCCACUGCCCGGCCGACUAGCUCUAAGUAUUCGAUCCUUUUAAAGCAACGUGACUGGCGGGGGAGGGAGAAGGAACGGAGUCCUACAAAGCAGUUUUUGUAGGUUCAUCCACAUGGACUCCAGUUGCUUAGGAUGGGCUCGUCCCCACACCUGCAUGCCAGGUGCGGUAUCAGCGCUGCGGGUAACCUGUGUGGAAUGGGUGAGAAGCACUUAGUCCUCGGCUCCAGAGGCAGGGGUGCAGGUGUUGCUGUUAGAGCUGCUGUGCCACACUCGCAGGAUCUUGCUGUCACUGUAACCAACUAAUGCUAAAAGAGUGGUUUUGUAAUAAAAUCAUAGCUCCUAAAACAA
This is a messenger RNA of Manis javanica (Malayan pangolin), 1683 nucleotides long. RefSeq names its product farnesyltransferase, CAAX box, subunit alpha (gene FNTA). The record is from RefSeq and is a predicted model, not a curated record. Gene Ontology annotation, biological process: protein geranylgeranylation; protein farnesylation. Lineage: Eukaryota; Metazoa; Chordata; Mammalia; Pholidota; Manidae. Gene Ontology annotation, molecular function: protein farnesyltransferase activity; CAAX-protein geranylgeranyltransferase activity. Gene Ontology annotation, cellular component: protein farnesyltransferase complex; cytoplasm; CAAX-protein geranylgeranyltransferase complex.